AUGUUUUCUCGCGUCCUCACGCGCAAUUUCUUCUUCCGGCGCGGUCAGCAUGCAGACAGUUCCGCAAAGCAGAACAAAGCCGCUCCGCGGUCGCGUUCCGCCUCUCCUGAGCGGCGGGAGAUCAAGAACGUACUCCAGCCUAGCUCGCAGAAUGUCGUUGCAGGAGACAAUGCACAGGCCGAUACGCCUCAGGUUGACAACGAAGAGCCGGUCUCGAAGCCGUCGGUGCAGAGUAUGAACGAACAGGUCGACGAGCAUGACGAGAAUUCUCCUGCGCGAUUCCAGCCAUACGUCGAUCCUGACAGCCGCACGGAGACCUCGCUUGGGGAUGUUGACCAAUCCCUCGUUUUCCAGGGCUGCGAUCAUAGCCUGACCCCGUCCGUGCAAGACACGACCACUUCCUUCAUACUGGUCAACGCCUCGAACGACGCUGUGAAGCCUCUGGAACUGGACGAUGAGAGCGACGACGGGGAGGAGCAAACGUUCGAAACGCCACAGCUGGGUUCGUCGCAGUCAGAGGAGGACAUGUCUUUGGACCCUGUCGUCGAUGUGGUCCACCAAGCGAUCGAGACACCGAAUCCAGGAUCCUCAGCCUUCGUGGAGGCGCUCUUCCCCGAGCCUGAUGCGAUCACUGUGAGACUGCCUCCCCCAAUUGUUCCAUCUGAACAGGUCGACAUCGGCCCCGAGGCGGUCAAUUUCCUCAUUCUUGACUGUACACCCAGUGUCAGUGCCGAUGACUUGUCUCUUGAGCUUGAGCAGACGUCUCUCGACAUGGAGCCGCUCUCUCUGCCUACUGGGCUGUUAUCCGACAUAACGGAGGAGCCGAGUCUCUCUGAACUCUCCUGCAGGAGCCGUGCUGAUGGUUCCGAAUCCUUAGAGGUGACGGUAGACGCACAUAAAGCCGAUCUAUCCUUCGCCUCUUUCGGUUCUUCCUAUGCCAACUCCCACUCCGCGGACACGUCUAUCGUCCUUCCCUCGGAGCCGAGGUCAACGCCCUCUACGCCUACCCGCUUCCAGGAGGUGAUGCAAAAUAUCCUAGCAGAAGCAGUAGCUUCACGGAGUCCGAAUUGGGGUGACGUCGAUGUCUCCAAGAGUCCUGUCCUUCCCCCUCCCACCAUCACUGCUUCGUUGUCGGCGCCAGCCACAUCAGGUGUUGUUGAUCGUCCCUGCUCUCCUGUGGUUGAAUCCUUGGUUUCGUGCGCUGUUUCUUCUGAGGACCUACCUCCUCCUUCGGGCAGUCAGCUGCCUAUUUCGAGCCUGGGCUUGGUGCAGCAGAAUGACACGAUCGCAGCAAGCGUCGGCGUUGAAGCUACGGUCAAACUCCCUGACAUCCCUGCGCCUUCUACGUAUGCGGACGCUAUGAAUCUGGCACUACAGUAUCCGGAAAUGUCGGCGAGACUGUUGCAAGAACCCUUGGCAUCUCCCUCCAGCUGUCCUACCCCCGCACGGUCAGCUAGCCCCGCCAGAUCUGCCGCCGCCCCGCCCCACAAGAAGGCUGCGGAUGUUGCGCCCGCCAAAGCGGCAGCGGCACCUGCGAGCGGGAAAUCGAAGAAGAACAAGGGUGCUGCGCACUCGAAGGAACGGCCCACCUGGGCACGGGCUAUCGAGGAUCUCAAGGCUGAUCUCCAACAGCGUCCGCGUGGGCGUAGCAUUGCUGUCGCAUCCAGUCGCACACACGACGGACCGCGUAACGGGCAACCCAGCAAUCGAGAGCCCACAGUGGACGCGCAGCCUCCCGCCGACGCAUCUCGCCCGCUGCAGCCAUCCACUCAGGCAGCUCCCAUAAAUCCUCGCUCGAGACAGCCAUCCCCAGUGAAACCAGCUGUAUCUACUGAGCCCUUUCCAAGCGACGCGUCGCCUGAGAAGCCCUCCGUUCCUGGAAAAGCCGACUCGCCACCCCAGUCUCCCGAGAAACGUCCAGUCGGCCUCUCUAAGCGUUAUCUCAAAGGGGAGAGGGUGGCCGUAUGGCUUCCUCGCGUUCACUCUUGGGUUCAGCAGACGUCCAGUGUUGACCAGACCUCCCCGAGCGCACACAACACCCCAGCGGGCUCGCUGGAAACGUCGCCUGCCAUGGCUCCGGCGGAGUCGUCGGCUCCCGAAGUUCAGCCUGCCCCAAUCACUCAAGCCCGCCCUUCGUCAGGCCCCAAGGAGCAGCCGGUCGCUAAGGAUGUGCCUGCUCCUAGCGAUGCUAAGGCCCCCACGGUUCCUCGUGCGACCCCUACCACGUCUCCGCUCAACCCUCUUGCUCCGAUCUGGGAAUUCAAGCCGCAUCAACGGGCAGCGACUGCGACCUUCCCCCAGCAGAACCCUCAUGGAGCCCCUUUCAUGAACUCGUCAGCACCUCCUGGAUCUCACGGUCCUUUUCCCCACGGCAUAGAAGCCGAUCUCGAACGUCUUCGGGUAAUGCUUCAUAACUCUGGGCUCGAAGAUAGGCGGCUCAGUGCUGCGCAGCCGCACCAGCCUCGUUCUAUCUGGGGUUCGCCGGAACAUGCUCAGGCUGCCGCUCACACCAAUACGGUCCCUCACAACAUCAUUGUACCAAUGAACUCGAGGCAUAACUUCCACGCCCCACCCGCCCCACGGACGAACCUCGCUGCACCUCCUGGCAACGUAGGGCGCCAGCGUACACAGACUCACAUUCCUCUCAGCCAGCAGGCUUCGUGGCAAGGCGUACCUAGUCGUCCCGGCCUCACCGCGCCUGAGCAGCUUGCUGGUGCUGGCGGCGCUCCGGGAUUCGUGUCUACGGCGAACCUCCCCCCACCGGUCCCCUAUCUGUCGAUGACGAUGUCUGGGCUCUCUCCGCUGUCGCAAAUGGCUUCACGCGCUGCUCUGGAUGCACAGCCUAUAGGACCUCGCCCGCAGGGCGCACCCCACCACGCUCCUGCCCAGCUUCCACCCGCGUCAAGGGCCCGUUCUGGGAGCGUUUCUCUGCCUAUGAGCCAAGCGGUUCAGUUCGCCAACGCGGGGCGGCACCCGAGUCGGAGUCCUGGAGAGACCUACUACUCUAGCUCUCCUCCUGCUCCUCCUGGAAGUGGACGUCCUUGGCCCCCGGCGAACGCUCCGGCUGCCGUACCGAACACUAGGUUCUACGGGAUUGAGACUCCACUGGUCGUCUUCGACAAGCAUGGGUGGACUGUCAACAACAAGUAA
Trametes versicolor FP-101664 SS1 is the source of this 3150-nucleotide messenger RNA. RefSeq lists its product as uncharacterized. The record is from RefSeq and is a predicted model, not a curated record. The coding region runs from base 1 to 3150 and encodes 1049 amino acids. NCBI's taxonomy places the organism in Eukaryota, Fungi, Basidiomycota, Agaricomycetes, Polyporales, Polyporaceae. The transcript has 4 exons.